Messenger RNA from Cladophialophora yegresii CBS 114405, 1950 nucleotides. RefSeq lists its product as uncharacterized. Lineage: Eukaryota; Fungi; Ascomycota; Eurotiomycetes; Chaetothyriales; Herpotrichiellaceae. The coding region runs from base 1 to 1950 and encodes 649 amino acids. The transcript has a single exon. The record is from RefSeq and is a predicted model, not a curated record.
AUGGCUGACAAGAGUCAAGCAGAGACAAACCCUUUGCUACGACGGCCGCUAUACAUCUACGACCUUCCUCCUGAGUUAUUAUUCACCCUUACACUCGCCGGAAAGGAACAGGCGCAGCCACCCGACCAUAUUCCCACAGAUGAACCUACAGUGCGGCACACUAACAACAACGAAGACGGUGUUGCGAACUCGACAUCGUGUACGCUGUGCAAAGUCAAAUUCAACACUGUUCAAGACCAGCGAAACCACGUCAAGUCAGAUUUCCACCGAUACAACCUCAAGCUGAGCAUAAAACAGCAGCCUCCCGUCGACGAAGCAACCUUUGUGCGCCUAGUCGGUGACUUGGACGAGUCAUUGUCGGGCUCCGACUCGGAUGACUCUGAGGACGAGAAUGACGAGGGGUUAAAAGAUGGAGACAGCACACUCACGGCUCUGCUGAGAAAGCAGGCCAAAAUAUCUCGCCCUGAUGUCAAUGGCCAGACAGAAGGCUCUGGGAAGCGUGGAUUUGGAAAUGCGCCUUUAAUAUGGCUUUCAAGUCCAAAAGUAGGGGACGACGUCGGCUUAGGAGUCUACAGGGCUAUUUUCUCGUCGGAGGAGCAGGAACAAGCGCCCGCGUCUUUGGUGGACAUCAUCCAGAAGAAACAGCUGAAGCCAGCGCCGGCAAAAUUGAGCGGGCAAGCACAAAAGGGUGCAAUGCAAGCCGCUCAGAAAGAUCCCCACUUCUUUCUCUGUAUGAUAGGGGGUGGCCAUUUUGCAGCCAUGGUUGUUUCAUUGGUGCCAGAACUACGGAAAGGGCCCGGCGGCAUUGAAGAACGCCAUGCGGUCGUCAAAGCUCACAAAACGUUUCACCGAUAUACCACGAGACGGAAACAGGGCGGCUCGCAAUCGGCAAACAACAACGCUAAAGGCAACGCACAUUCCGCAGGAUCAUCCAUCCGGAGGUACAAUGAGAUGGCGCUAGAAGCCGAUGUCAGAGCUGUGCUGCAUGAUUGGAGAGUUAUGAUCGACAAUGCCGAAUUGCUCUUCGUACGUGCAACAGGAACUACCAAUAGAAGGACGUUGUUUGGACCCUAUGACGGCCAAGUCUUGAGAAGUACAGACAAGCGGAUACGCGGCUUCCCAUUCAGUACCCGUCGAGCAACCCAAGCCGAACUGCUUCGUUCCUUCCACGAACUGACCAGGCUUAAGAUUGGUAGGUUGACCGAGCCUGAGCCGGAGAAGUUGGCCCCUGAGAAGGCGCCGAAGGAACGGAAAGCGAAACCUCAAGCCCCAAAACUGAGCAAAGAAGAAGAGGCGGCACAAUUUCACACCUCGCAACUGCAAGCCCUCAUCCGGCGGUCCAAGGCACCCGGAGUCCUCCUCUACCUGACCAAGAACGACCUGUCCCCUGACUUUACCUUCUUCCCUGCAUCAGACCAUCACCACGCUCCGACACCGCUCCACCUCUCCGCCUCCACGAAUUCCCCUGCGCUGAUCCUAGCGCUCCUCGCCAAGGUCAGAGCCAAUCCAACUAUCAGAAACGACGAUGGCAAGACGGCGUACGACGUCGCAGGAGACACCAAGACACGGGAUGCCUUCCGCAUCGCUCGCCACCAGCUAGGCGAAACCGCCUUUGACUGGGCCGCCGCCCACGUCCCCUCGGCUCUUUCCCAAGAAGAAGUCGAUGCCAAAGCGGCACAGGAGAAAUCAAUCUCCGACGCAGCGGAAGCUCAGCGCAGACAAGCUGAUCUAGAGAGGUUGAGGCAGGAAGAAGAGAAGCGUAGUGUGAAUCGGAUCGAGCGGAAGGCUGGCGCGGGCAAGACGCUCACAGCAGCAGUGGAGAAGACGGGCGCCGAAAGGAGAGAAGAGGAGGCGAGAGGCCUGACGCCCGAAAUGAGGAUGAAGCUGGAGCGCGAGAGGAGAGCAAGAGCGGCGGAGGAGAGGUUGAAGCGUAUGCAAGCUGGACGAUAA